This is a messenger RNA of Rhincodon typus (whale shark), 1807 nucleotides long. RefSeq names its product zinc finger protein 214-like. The transcript is spliced from 4 exons. NCBI's taxonomy places the organism in Eukaryota, Metazoa, Chordata, Chondrichthyes, Orectolobiformes, Rhincodontidae. The record is from RefSeq and is a predicted model, not a curated record. Gene Ontology annotation, biological process: regulation of DNA-templated transcription. Gene Ontology annotation, molecular function: DNA-binding transcription factor activity, RNA polymerase II-specific; RNA polymerase II cis-regulatory region sequence-specific DNA binding. The coding region runs from base 857 to 1531 and encodes 224 amino acids.
CGAAUUGGGUGGUUUGGAUAGAGCACUGCUCACGACGCAGAGCGUUGUGGGUAAUGAAGCCGCCAUUACUGAAUGGCUCUUCGUAAACGUCGAAUUUACUGUGAUCAGCCAGAAGAGGCGUUUCUAUCCAUGCAGAAGCUGUUGUGCAUUUUCAGCAUUUUCGUUUUUUUGUUUAAUUUUGUAGAUACCGUUUUCUGCAAUUGAGAGAGCAAGUUCCCCAAGGCGACGCUGCUGCCCAGUGCCAGAUUCAGGACGGCACAUCUAAUGAUCGACCGCAGAAGUCUUGAGUAGAACCUUUCGAUCAUUUAUUCAAACGCAUCUCUUCAAACCCAAUGAUAAUACCAAAUGGUGUAGUACAUGGAUUUCAAAAAUAUAUUUGGAAAAUUGUCACACAAGCGGGUUAUACACAAAGACCUUGCACACAGAACUCAGUCAAAAUUCACAACAAGUCCAAAUAAGAGUCAAUUAGUGGCAGGGUGGAUGUUGAUUUGCAAAUGAGGUUCGUUCUAAGGGGCAUUAGAAGAAGAAAAGUUAAAAUCAGAAAUCUCAAACACAAUGUCAUAUCCAGAUCUGAUAGUAUCAUUUGACUAAUCAGAUCCUUAUUGUUCUCGGCAUUUGAGUGUGAAAUGAGAUAGGUUUGUUCCAUUUGACUGUGCAAAGGAUUUCAAAUAUCAAUGUGACUGGCAAAACACCAAGACCCAGACACAUGACUGAAAGUGCUCCAAAGCACUGACUGUGAAAAUAACUUUGUUAUUUAGGGAAGAUAAAUAACUUUUGCAGCAGGAGCAACUGUACAUUUGUACAUUGUGUGGACAAGACUUCAACUCAUCAUCCAACCUAGAGAGACACUCAUAGUAUGGAGAGACCGUGGAAAUGUGAGGACUGUGGAAAAGGAUUCAAUUACCCAUCUCAGCUGGAGAUUCAUCUACGUAGUCACACUGGGGAGAGGCCAUUCAGCUGCUCACAAUGUGGGAAGUGUUUUAGAGAAUCAUCUAAUCUGCUGAAACACCAGCAGCUUCACACAGGGGAAAGGCCAUUUACCUGUUCCGUGUGUGAGAAAGGAUUCACUCAGUCCUCUCACCUGCUUACACACCAGCGAGUUCACACUGGGGAGAGGCCAUACAGUUGCUCUUAUUGUGUGAAGACGUUUACCCGUUCAUCCAACCUUUUGAAGCAUCAGCGAGUCCACACCGGAGAGAGGCCAUUCACCUGCUUUAUUUGUGGGAAGGGAUUCACUCAGUCUUCUAACCUCCUGACUCACCAACGGGUUCACACUGGGGAGAAGCCAUUCACUUGUUCUGUUUGUGGGAAGGGAUUCUCUCAGUCCUUCCACCUACUGACCCACCAGCGAGUUCACACCAAUGAGAGACCUUUCAAAUGCUCUGGCUGUGUGAAGAGUUUUGCACGUUUAUCAAACUUGAAGACACAUCAGCGAGUACACACUGGGGAGAGGCCAUUCACCUGCUCUGUGUGUGGGAAAGGAUUCACUCAGUCAUCCAAUCUGCUAAAACACCAGCAAAUUCACAACUGAUUGCAGACAAUGGACCUUGGUCUUGUCACUGCUGGUAAUCACAUCUAGGAUUGAUCCACCUUGUGAAACUUGGGUUUUGUUUCUGCUGAUGGAACUAAACUCUGGUCUGAUCACAUGGAUUAUUAUUCUGAAAAAAGUUUGGUUAAUCACCUUAAUUUAUUCAUUUAGCAAAUAUAUUUAACAAUUUAUAUUUACAGCUCAACAACCCACAAUUGUAUAUUCAAAGAAGAGUGUCAGUUAUCAAACAUGCAAAAUAAACAAUGUGAGCAAUGCUAA